CAGGCGCUUCCGGGACGGGCGGAGGCUGCUCCCGCCCGCGGCGCGGCCCCCCCCGGCCCCAUGCGGCGGUGGGUGCUGCCCGGGCGGGUGCGGGGCGGGCUGUGGCCGGGCACCCCCCUGCGCCGGGCACUGGCGGUGCCCCCCUCCAGACCAUGCCAGCCAGUGCCACCACUGGGGCAGACGCUGGGCCGGUACCUGCGGGCACUGGAGGGGCUGCUGGAGCCCUCUGAGCUGGAGGAGACGCGGGCACUUGUGGCUGACUUUGAGGCCCCCGGGGCCGAGGGGCCGCGACUGCAGGCCCAGCUGGAGCGCCGCGCCGCCCGCACCAGCAAUUGGCUGUCAGAGUGGUGGGUGCAGAGCUCCUUCUUGGAAGCCCGCUUGCCCCUGCCUGUGCACUCGAACCCGGCACUUGUCCUGCCCAAACAGGACUAUGGCGACUGGCACGGGCAGCUCAGGUUUGCAGCCAAGCUCAUCGCCGGGGUCCUGGAUUUCAAGGCCAAGAUUGACCAUGGUGCGCUGCUGGCGGAGUACCAGGGCGGGCACCCACUGUGCAUGGCGCAAUACGGGCGUGUCUUCGGUGCCUGCCGUGUGCCGGGGCCCAAGCACGACGGGCUGCUCCUGCCCCCCCCGGGGCGCCGGCCCCCAACCCACGUCACCGUCGUGCGCAACUUCCAGUUCUUUGAGGUGGAGGUGUACAACAGCGACGGGACGCCACUGACUGUGGACCAGCUGCACGUGCAGCUCCAGCGCGUCCGGGCGCAGUCCUGGAAGACAGACAAGGAGCCACUGGGGCUGCUGACCAGCGACCACCGCCACACGUGGGGCCUGGCCUACACCACCCUCAUGCGAGACCGGCUGAACCGGGAGUCGGUGCAGUGCAUCCAGCGCAGCCUCUUCACUGUGUGCCUGGACGCGUCCGUGCUGAAGGUGUCGGACGAGCGGUUCCCGGCCCGCGUGGCUGCCCAGAUGCUCCAUGGUGGCGGCAGCUGGUCCAACAGUGGCAACCGCUGGUUUGACAAGGCCCUGCAGUUCAUUGUGGGAGAGGAUGGUGUAUGCGGCGUGGUGUACGAACAGGCUGUGGUGGAUGCACAGCCAGUCGCCACCAUUGUUGACCAUGCCCUCGAGUACUGCAAGAACCCCGACACGCUCCGUGCUCCCAUGACACUCCUGCCCCUCCCCCGCAAGCUCUACUUCUACAUCACCCCCGAGAUCAAGCACGACAUCGAGAGGGCCAAGUGUAACCUCGACAUCCUGAUCACAGACCUGGACAUCAGCUGCUUCAUGUUUGAGGGCUUCGGCCGGGACUUGCUGAAGGCACAGGGGCUGCGCCCUGACUCUGUGAUGCAGGUGGCACUGCAGCUGGCCUAUUACAGUGCGCAUGGCUCACUCUGCACCACCGGCGAGACGGCUUCGCUUCGCCGCUUCCACCUGGGCCGCAUGGACUUGGUCAGGCCGCCGGCCGCCCCCUGCCUGGCGCUGGCCCUCGCCCUUGACGCACCCCACAGCUCGGACGAGAACCUCCUGGCUUUGCUCCGGGAGGCUGUGCAGAGCCAGAGUGACCGCACUGACCAGGUGCUGGCAGGGCAGGGCGUGGACGGGCACCUGCUGGGACUGCGGUUGGCGGCUAUUGCAGACGGGCAGCGCUUGCCUGAGCUCUUCUUGGACCCGGCGUUUGCCCUGGCCACACACUGGCGCCUGCUGACCGGACAGGUGCGGUCGCGGGCAGCGGAGCUGCUGGUGCGGGGCCCGGCGGUGCCCGAUGGCUAUGCUGUCUGCUACGACCUUCGUGGAGGCCGCGUGCGUGGGUCCAUCACUGCCGCCGCCUGCUGUCGCCACACAGCUGCACUGCUCCUGCACCGCACCCUGCAGGCCACGCUUGCCCGCCUGGCCCGUCUCCUUGGCCUGCCUGGGCCCCCCCCACCGGCCCCUGACUCUUGAAUCCCCGUGCUUCACGGGCCCGGCUGGCGGGACCAGACCCCCAGAGACUUCUUCUGGGACCCCCAAGAUCUCCCACACUCCACAGGCCUGGCUGGGGGGGGGGUGGACCCCCCCAUGGCCUCCCUGACACCCCCACACACUCCAUGGGCCUAGCAGGGGCUGCCCCUCAGCUGCCUUAUGUCCUUCCGGGCCUUGCAGGGGGUGCCCCAACCUCCUGAAACCCUCCAGCCCCUCCCCCGUCCCCAGGCCCAGCAGGGGGUGUCCUUACAGCCCUGAGGACCCCCCCCCUCCCUGCAGCCCCCCACACAUGCCAAGGCCAAGCAGGGGGUGCUCACCCACCUCCAAGGAGACCCCCAGGUGGGACAGGGGGCACCAAGACUCCCCCACACUCCCAAACUCCUCUGGUGGGGUCCUGCCCCCUCCUCCCCACCAGCUCUGGUGCUAUGUUAGUGUCAAUGGUCCAAUAAAUAGACCCUGGAUUUGCAA
Alligator mississippiensis (American alligator) is the source of this 2424-nucleotide messenger RNA. RefSeq names its product carnitine O-acetyltransferase. Gene Ontology annotation, biological process: carnitine metabolic process, CoA-linked. The record is from RefSeq and is a predicted model, not a curated record. Gene Ontology annotation, cellular component: peroxisome. The transcript has 14 exons. Gene Ontology annotation, molecular function: carnitine O-acetyltransferase activity. Bases 61 to 1938 code for a protein of 625 amino acids. Lineage: Eukaryota; Metazoa; Chordata; Crocodylia; Alligatoridae.